Molecule: messenger RNA, 1091 nt
Organism: Pomacea canaliculata
Lineage: Eukaryota; Metazoa; Mollusca; Gastropoda; Architaenioglossa; Ampullariidae
Exons: 5
Coding region: 1-756 (251 amino acids)
Source: RefSeq, a predicted model, not a curated record
AUGUGGAACAAAUAUCGUCCAGUUUCCAACUUGUCUUUUCUGACACAGCCCUGGGCUUGCAAGAGCACCAGCUCCUCCCCCAUGCUCACACAAGAUAUAGACUUUUUCACAAUUUACAACAGCCCCAGUCGUUCCCAGCAUGCAGGUGUAAAGCAUUACUCCAGGUUGAUAUUCACCGGUAAAGUGAAGGCUCUUGAUGAAUCUUUUGGUAUCAACUAUGACUUUCGCUUUGAUGACGCGAUGGCGGCCAUAGGAUGCAUCGUCUACUCCUUUGAUCCCAGCAUGCUGGACACUGCUGACCACAAGCGUGGGGACCGUGUUUUCUUCAAGAGAAUUGGCAUCAGCGAUAAGGACGACGACCGUUUUGUACCCAGAGUCGAUGACUAUGUUAAAAAACGUCCGGCGGUCAAAGGUUGGCCGAUGAGACGUCUGCAGACAAUCCUUGACCUCUUGGGUCACAGAAAGGAGCAGCUGACCGUGCUUAAGCUAGACAUUGAGGGCUAUGAAUGGGACGUCACUCGUGAUCUUCUUGACUCGGGGAUCUUGUCGUCCGUCCCGCAGUUUCUGGUGGAGUGGCACCUGUUUAGGGACUUUCCGCCUCGAGAACGAGUCCCUGAUGCCGUUGAUACGUACUUCCGUCUGCGUGACAUGGGCUUCCAGCUAUUCGUCACCGGCGGCCUCUACCAAGGAUUUCGUUCAGGGACCUCCUUUAGAAUUCAGGCAGAAGUUGCCUACCUUAACACGAAAAAAAACUGAUGUCUCCCUCUCUUUUCUGUAUGUACUUUAUCUCCAGAAACUUCAAUUUGCAUUUUACUUUCUUUAUUUGAAUUAAGCCUUAUGAUCAGCAGUUUUAUUCCUCUCGCCUGCAUUUACACAGAUGUAGCUGACAGGACUUGAACGUUGAAGUCAAUGAAAGGGAAGGAAGUCGUUAUCUUUCCUUUUGCCCCUCCCCCUCAUAAGAGUCUUACAGAGUAACAUCUGUUUACUGACUUUCCACUUGGCGUCUGUGUGGAAAAAUGUCUGUCUUCUAACUCAUUGCUUAGAAUGUUUUUGGCUAAAGUCCUCUUUUUGUACUGCUAUUACAAAUGAGU